Molecule: messenger RNA, 1420 nt
Organism: Elaeis guineensis (African oil palm)
Lineage: Eukaryota; Viridiplantae; Streptophyta; Magnoliopsida; Arecales; Arecaceae
Biological process (GO): protein ubiquitination
Cellular component (GO): membrane
Molecular function (GO): ubiquitin-protein transferase activity; zinc ion binding
Source: RefSeq, a predicted model, not a curated record
GUUCUUAGUAAUGACCCGAGCCCGCACUCCAUCUCUUGCUUCUUUCUUAAACCCCUUUCUUCUUUCCACCCCAAUUCCCUCCUUCCUCUCCUCCUCUCUCCUCUCCCUCUCCCCCUUCCUUCCUUCGCUCUAAGAUAUCCGAAUCCAACUUUGUAAGUCUUCUUUUCUCUUCCUUGUUUUCUUUGGCCGGUCUCUAUAGGAGAAAAGGAAAGAGCUUUGGAACCCGUAGAAAAGCUGCCGCCUUUUUAACGCGCGCUUUAUCUUCUCUUCUGUUAAUCACUAUUCUCUUCUUGUUAAGGAUGGGGGACCAUUUUGUGCUGUUGGUGGACCGCUUGCUCACUGAGUCUACGCUGGAAGCUGCCAUUGCAAGCAGAAACCAGUCCACGGCCGGGUCUCCCGAUUCAGCUUCGACGGUGGACCUGGAGACUGACCUUCUGCCAAAGAAGCGUGCCGGUGAUGGGAUAUCCGCUGAGAAGUUGGUGCAGUGUCGAAUUUGCCAUGAUGAGGAUGAGGACUCCAACAUGGAGAUCCCCUGCUCCUGCGCUGGAAGCUUAAAGUAUGCUCACCGCAGAUGUGUUCAAAGGUGGUGUAAUGAGAAGGGUGACAUCACGUGUGAGAUAUGCCUACAGCAAUUCAAACCAGGUUACACUGCCCCUCCAAAGUUGUUUCUGUAUGGGAGCAUCCCAAUGAACUUCAGGGGAAAUUGGGAGGUUUCUCAGCGCGAUAUCCACAAUCAUCGCUAUAUAACAAUGACUCCAUCAGAUCGUGAUAUUGCAGGUCCUGACUACAGGGAUUAUUCUGCUUCAAACACAAGAAGCAUUAUGUACUGUCGCUUAAUCACUUUAGUUUUCAUGGUUCUUUUGAUUCUUCGCCAUACGCUUCCUAUUAUUAUGAAUGGAGCUGAGCAGAAUUCUUUACCAGUGCUUGCAGUAAGUCUCACGUUAUUGCUGUUGAGGACUGUUGGAAUUAUCCUACCUCUUUAUAUAAUGUUGAGAGCAGUUACGACAUUUCACCGCCGGCGCCAGCAACAGUAUUUGUGAAUAUUCUAGGAGAUAGAUGAAGCUUCCACUUUAGCAUCUGAAAGAGAGAAUGGGCAACCGCAACCAUUGCAACCUACGCAUCCUCAACCACACAUCAUUCGUGUCUACUAGGGUGUGUUGAAUGCAAAUCAGUUGGCACCAUAAUAUUUGCGAUAAACAAAAUGGAAUUCGUGGAGCUAGCAUUUUGAGAAAACUAAAGCUUCAGAUGGAUUAUCAUGAGCUAGAAACUACAUAAAAUAGCCAUCAUAUUGAUUCUGUAUAUAAAUGUGUUGUAAUAGUUUUGAUGUUCCGAAUGAUGCCCUCUUGCUUCAGAUACCUGAAGAUGAAGUGUAUAUACAUGAUACAUUUUCGAUGAAUUAAAAAAGGCAGAAUUAUUCAUA